UUCCUCCCUGUAUGACUUUGCCGAAGUCACUCAAUCUCCGUGUCUACAUUUCCUCGUUUCCGAGACGGGGGCAGUCCCGGUGCAGCAGAGGCCGUCGGAGAGGGAGCAGACGGGGCGCAGAGGGCCCCCGCCCGAGCUCCUGGCCCCGGCACGCUCUGGGCAUCUCCGCCUCGACUCGCCAAAGCUUUGAACCAGACCCAGGAGCACCUGUGCUGCGUUUUGAUUUGCUUUUGCAUCUGCUGGCAAGAUGCGUCCGAAACGUCAGAGAAGCGCGGAAGAAGGGAGUAAACGGAGCGACUUAACUCCUCCUUGCAAAGACUCGCCUUUCCUCCGAUCGCAGCGCAGCCGGGGUUAGUGUGAUCUUAACUCAAGCAAAGGUGGGAUAUCAUGGCUUCCAUCUGGGGUGGACACCGAGGGACAAUGCACGAUUACCCGGGCUUCAGCCCAUCAGUGGAUGCUGAAGCCAUUCGCAAAGCAAUCAGAGGAAUUGGAACCGAAGAGAAAACGCUCAUCAGCAUUCUGACUGAAAGGACGAAUGCACAGCGCCAGCUGAUUGUUCGGGAAUAUCAAGCAGCAUAUGGGAAGGAACUGAAAGAUGAUUUGAAGGGUGAUCUCUCUGGCCACUUUAAGCAACUUAUGGUGGCCCUUGUGACUCCUCCAGCUGUGUUUGAUGCAAAACAGCUGAAGAAAUCCAUGAAGGGAGUUGGAACCAGUGAACAGGCACUGAUUGAAGUCUUAACCACCAGAACAAGCAGACAGAUGAAGGAGAUUGCCCAAGCCUACUACACAGUAUAUAAGAAGAGUCUUGGAGAUGAUAUUAGUUCUGAAACAUCUGGUGAUUUCCGGAAAGCUCUUUUGACUUUGGCAGAUGGCAGAAGAGAUGAAAGUCUGAAAGUGGAUGAGCAUCUGGCCAAAAAGGAUGCCCAGAUUCUCUAUAAUGCUGGGGAGAACAGAUGGGGCACAGAUGAAGAUAAGUUCACUGAGAUCCUGUGUUUAAGGAGCUAUCCUCACCUGAAACUGACAUUUGAUGAAUACAGAAAUAUUAGCCAGAAGGACAUUGAGGACAGCAUCAAAGGAGAAUUGUCUGGGCAUUUUGAAGACCUACUGCUGGCAAUAGUUCAUUGUGCCAGAAACAUGCCUGCCUUUUUGGCUGCAAGACUGCAUCAAGCUUUAAAGGGUGCUGGAACUGAUGAGUUUACUCUGAACCGAAUAAUGGUUUCCAGAUCAGAAAUUGACCUUUUGGACAUUCGAGCAGAGUUUAAGAAGCAUUAUGGCUAUUCCCUAUAUUCAGCAAUUAAAUCGGAUACUUCUGGAGACUAUGAACUCACGCUCUUAAAGAUCUGUGGGGGAGAUGACUGAGUCAAGAACAUAAUCUCCGAAGGUCACUGCUCCACGACGGGCCUUUCCAACAGUCUGCUUACUCCUUUCUCAGAGUUUAAAGUAAAAGCAAGUGUAAACAGCAAACUGUUUUCCUAAUGGCCAUUUUCAUCAUUCCAUAAUAACAACAAAAAGUGAUUAUAGUAGAGCAUCUCAGCAUCCUGUAGUAACUCAUAAAUGAAAUUUUUAAAUGUAUUAAGGAUCUGCUAAUAUGAUACAAAUUAUUUUUCUGCUUAGGAAGUGAGAAUCUUUGUAGAAUUCUAACACAUUAAAUUUGUAAUCAGAGUCAAUAAAAGUUUUGCUUUUAUGAAAGGAAA
Messenger RNA from Canis lupus familiaris (dog), 1694 nucleotides. RefSeq names its product annexin A3 (gene ANXA3). Gene Ontology annotation, cellular component: cytoplasm. Lineage: Eukaryota; Metazoa; Chordata; Mammalia; Carnivora; Canidae. The coding region runs from base 388 to 1359 and encodes 323 amino acids. Gene Ontology annotation, molecular function: calcium ion binding; calcium-dependent phospholipid binding; phospholipase inhibitor activity. The transcript is spliced from 15 exons. The record is from RefSeq and is a predicted model, not a curated record.